UAACAGAUUUCUAAGAAACAAAAGUCUAACUAAUCUUGAGAAAUAAGCAGUGUAAUUUUCUUUAUUCAGCGCGUAUAGUUUGGUGGAGUGGGACAGUUGUCAUUCGACUGUUCGAUGUCGAUUGACAAUUUAUUCUAGAGAUAUUUUGUUCAUUGUUAUGUUUGUUAUUUUGGUUGUAACAUUAGCUUGCUAGGCUAGCAGCUUGCUAGCUAUAUAUCAAUAUAGUGACAAAUACAGCCCGCUUUAAAGGUAGUAAAACAAUGUAUCGGGAAAAAACUUCGGACUCGAUGUACAUUUUCGGUUCAUUCAUUUGACAAUCUCGAACAGUGGGGCGCAAGCGGUGUCGUGUCUGAACUUGUUGACAUUCUUUUGUUUACAAUGGCUGUCUACAGACUUUCCAGCUGACAUGGCGUAAUAUGUUAUGGGAAGUUAAUAAGACUGAACAAGUUGAGGAAAACAAGAUGGAUGCAAAUAGAAUGGAAGACUCUUUUGAUCUUCUGAAAUGCAAUGAGGCUCUGUCCUCAUCACCUGGCUGCCCCCCUACUCCCAUGGAGUAUGAUGACCUGCCAGAGCUGCAGGAGGUAGAGGAGAACCAGUCCUCUCUGGUGCUGUUCCAUGUGGGAACUGGGGUGUCACAUCAGGACUGUAUAGCUGGUUACCCUCACACCAAUUGGCUGACUGAGCUAGCUAACAUCGCCACCAGCCCUCAGAGCCCCCUACUGCAGGAGCCUCCUCCCAUCAAGAGGUCGUCUCCUAUGCACAUCUUUGCCACCAGUCGUAGUUUACAUUCUUACGCCCGACCUCCCCUGGCUAGCAGUGCACCCAGCCCCUCUAGGGGUCACCUUAGGGAGCGCAGCAGACGUGUCAGAGCCAGCAGUGAGUCAGAGUCUGGUGUGUUCUCUAUGUCAUCCUUUUCUGAUGAUGAGGACAUGGGUUGGUCUAACUCCUGGCCCUCAACUGCCUGGCACUGUUUCCUGAAAGGCACCCGGUUGCGGUUCCACAGGGGUUCUAACAAGGAGUGGCAAGAGGCUGAGGACCUGGGAGACUCUGAUGACGAGUCAGAUGAUGAUGAGAGAAUAAUGCCGUCCACUGCCCGAAAGAGCUACGGUUCGGAAGGUCUGAAGCUAGUGGCCCACGAGGAGAACGUGUCGUACGGCCAGGCUGUCCUCAAACUCACCUUUGACCCCAGCUCGCCAGAAGAUGGCCUCUUAACGGCAGAGUGCAGAUUUGAUCACCCCUUCUUUGUGAAAAACAAAGGCUGGUCCUCGUUCUAUCCCAGCCUGACGGUGGUGCAGCACGGUAUCCCCUGCUAUGAGAUGCAGGUGGGGGACCUAUGUCUUCCUCCAGGCCACAGAGACUCCAUAAACUGUGACGACUCUGUUGUCUUCGACACCUUCAGGAGUUAUGACUUCACCCCUCUGGACUCUUCAGCUGUCUAUGUGCUGAGCAGCAUGGCCAGGCAGCGUAGGACCUCCCAGUCCAGCAGUGGUGCUGUCUCCCCUGACCCAGAGAAACUCUCCAGUUCCUUCCACCCCUCCUCCACCAGCAAAUCAAACAGGAGCAAUACCUCAGGGACAGCCCCUGGCGGGGCCACACCCACCAAAUGCAAACGGCCAAUGAACGCCUUCAUGCUCUUCGCUAAGAAGUACCGGUUGGAGUACACACAGAUGUACCCUGGGAAGGAUAACAGAGCCAUCAGUGUAAUCCUGGGUGAUAAGUGGAAGAAGAUGAAGAACGAGGAGAGGAGGAUGUACACCAUGGAGGCCAAGGCUCUGGCUGACGAGCAGAAGAGACUCAACCCUGACUGCUGGAAACGCAAGAGAACCAACUCAGCCCAAUUUCUGUCCUGGACAUAAGGUCCUGAGCGAGAUUCAAACCCUCUGGUUUAAACCAACACGGGGUCCCAGCACCAAUAGAUGGCCUGGUGAACAGACCGACCAGGUGAACAGACCGACCAGGCGACUCCUCUAGCCUCUCUAGCCUGGUCCCAGAUCUGUUUGUGCUGUAUAGCCAACUAUGGUCGUUGGACCAUAAGACGGCACAAACAGACCUGGAACCAGGCUACUCUCUCUCUCUGCUCACCUGUUAAAUUGAUGAGACAUAACUGUGAUGCUGAAUACACUUGCUUUUAUAACUAAGAGACCUUAUAGAUAGGCCUACAAGAUAAAACGACAACGAUGAACUAUAUAUUAAAAA
Molecule: messenger RNA, 2196 nt
Organism: Oncorhynchus tshawytscha (Chinook salmon)
Lineage: Eukaryota; Metazoa; Chordata; Actinopteri; Salmoniformes; Salmonidae
Product: HMG box-containing protein 1
Exons: 12
Coding region: 417-1856 (479 amino acids)
Biological process (GO): regulation of transcription by RNA polymerase II
Cellular component (GO): nucleus
Molecular function (GO): RNA polymerase II cis-regulatory region sequence-specific DNA binding; DNA-binding transcription factor activity, RNA polymerase II-specific; RNA binding
Source: RefSeq, a predicted model, not a curated record